Molecule: messenger RNA, 1897 nt
Organism: Adelges cooleyi (spruce gall adelgid)
Lineage: Eukaryota; Metazoa; Arthropoda; Insecta; Hemiptera; Adelgidae
Product: valacyclovir hydrolase-like
Exons: 2
Coding region: 348-1655 (435 amino acids)
Biological process (GO): inositol phosphate biosynthetic process
Cellular component (GO): nucleus
Molecular function (GO): ATP binding; inositol-1,3,4,5,6-pentakisphosphate 2-kinase activity
Source: RefSeq, a predicted model, not a curated record
ACUAAAAAUCAAACUUUUUUUUUUGCUUAUGCUUAAUACUUUGCCUGUCAUGUUACUAUUUCCAAAAUAAUUUACAAGUUUUAAUUUUUAUUGCUUACUAUGUCCAUUAAACUAUUAAAUUUUUUAAAACGUUCUCAACCACUCUGUGUAAUGAAUAAAAGAUUUUUAUCUCUAGAGGCUUGAAAUAUUUCCUAAUGGAAAACAUAAUAUUCAUUUAAGGUAUACCGAGGAAUUCAAUGCUGCUAUUGACAAAUUUUUGGCAAUUACACAGUAACAAAGUGAAACAUUAUAAUUUAUAUAUUAUUCUGAAGACAUAAUUUUAAUCAUAUUAUAAUUGUUAACAAGCCAUGUCUGGAAAAAAUAAAAUACAAAAAUUAAAUUUAAAAGAAAAAAAAUGGUAUUAUAAGGGUGAAGGCAAUGUUAAUUUAGUUUUGUCCAUACCUGAUGAUUGUGUUGUUUUACGAAUCAUAAAAAUACAACAUGAUGAAAUAAACAUACCCAUUAUUGAAGCUGAAAGAGAAUUAUUAUUACAAACAAAUUUUUAUCAAGUUGUUUCAUCUGUGUUUUUCCAUAAUCAAUAUGUAAAUGUUCCAGAGCUAAUGCUGAUUGAAAAUAUUUCUAUUAGGGAAAUAAAUGAAUCUGUCAAACAUUUUAGACCAAAAAAUAGAUUGCAUAAAAUUGCAGGCAGUAAACUAGUUACUGUAUAUCCAGAUUAUACGUUAUUAUUACCUAAAAAUGUAACUGUUGAUAAGAAUUAUAUUGUGGGAUCCAUUUAUUGUGCAGAAAUAAAGCCGAAACAAGGCUGGAUUAAUGAAUUUGAAAGAAUAGGUUCAAAAUGUGUUUAUUGUAUGAAUCAAUAUUUAAAAAUAUCUCAAGGUUCAAUUGAUGCUAUUAGUAGCUAUUGUCCCAUGGAUUUGUUUUCUGGAGAAUUAAUGAGAAUGGAAAAAGCCGUACAGAGUUUAUUGCAAACACCACAAAAUAAUUUAAAACUGUUUAAGGAUGGUGAACCAAUAGCCGUUAAUAAAUUUGGUAGUAUCAUUAACAUUGCUUUUAAAAAUAAUAAUGACUUCUGUACGUUAAUAGUUUCAGCAUUGGUAAAAGAAUUCAAAAAUAAUGUAAAACACAGAUAUACAAUUGUUACACAACCUGAAGAUUUAAAUAAAUUACCAACAACAGAUGUAGAAAAAUCAAUCAACAAUAUAACAUUUUCUGGGAAGUCAUGCAAUUUGAGUUCUAUAAACUUUCUACCACAAAAUUGUGUAUUAAGUUAUAUUUUGUCAAUGCAAAAAUUGCAGUCUACAAGUUUUUCAUCAAUAUAUACAGAAUAUAAACAAAAACUUAAAGAGUUAUCAGAUUAUUAUUAUAUUGAACGCUUGUUAUCUAGCAUUACAACUUGUGAUAAACUUUGUUUGGAUUCAUUUGAAAGCUAUUUGAUUGCAACAACUGCUCGAGACUGUUCAAUAUAUGUGACAUUUUGUAAAGUAAAUCCAUUGAUGGAGGACAAUGAAUAUGUUAUCAAUAUUAAUGACGAAUUCUAUUUGAUCAACGUACAUGUUGGUGACCUAGACCCCAAACCACUUUCAUGCAUUCAAAAACAUUAUAAGAGAAAUGUCAAUGUUUUAAAUGCUUGUUUAAAUUAUUUUAAAUGUAGUUAACACUUAUUAAGAAUAAUUAUAGCAUUUUAUUUUGGUGUUUAAUAUGAAACUAACAAUUUCACUAGUACAAAAAACUGUAAACUAUAUUUGGCUAUAAACAACAACAAUAUUUUCUCAAUUGGUUGUAGGCUCAAAUAUAAUUAGUUUUGAAAUUAUUAGUGUACUUAGUAGUUGUUAGGUGUUUUUGUUAUUAUUAAAAUAUUGUAAUAAUACUCAAUAAAAUUGUUGAUAAAAAAAGUAUA